ACGGAAGUUGGCAGCGGUCGUGUUUUGUAUAUCAUCAAGAUGGCGGCUUAUUUGUGUAUGAGUGGAAUGAAGUUCGGAGUCGGAAUGAACGUCAAUAACGUCGAAAAUUCUGCAUGGAAUUCGAUGAAUUACGGUAAAAGCAGAACAUUAACGCCGAUAUCGACGGGUACUUCUGUUAUAGCGAUGGAAUUCGAAGGGGGAGUCGUGAUAGCAGCUGAUACACUCGCCUCCUAUGGAUCCACUGCAAGAUUUCGCGACUGUGAAAGAUUAAUGAAAGUUAAUGAUAAUAUAAUAAUAGGAGCUAGCGGCGAUUAUGCAGAUUUUCAAUUCAUACGCUCCGUCAUCGAAGAUAAGAUAAUCGAAGAAGAAAGCUACCACGAUGGAUUCAAUCUCAAGCCAAAGUCAUUGCUAAAUUGGUUGACAAGAGUCCUGUACAACAGGCGUUCGAAAUUCGACCCCCUCUGGAACACCGUCGUGGUCGGAGGACUGCAGGACGGCGAGCCAUUCCUGGGUCAGGUCGACAUGAUCGGAACGUCUUUCGAGGCUCCCACCGUGGCCACCGGUCUCGGCUUGCACAUGGCCCAACCCAUUCUGAGAGGGUACUUCGAAGAGAGAGGAAGAGGUUCCAAGCAAGAAGCUAAGGAUAAAAUUCAAGAAUGCAUGACCACUCUCUUUUACAGAGAUGCCCGGGCAUUCCACAGUUAUCAUCUCGGAGUCGUUACCGCGGAGGGCGCCGACAUCGAGGGACCUCUUAAAGUGAAUCCGAACUGGGAGAUUGCGUCUUUUAAGAGACUAAAUUAACGUAUCGUGGCAUAUUUUUGUGUAAUUUUUCAAAAUUUUGUUUAUUUUUAAUCGAAAAUUAUGUAAUCUCACAUUUUGCCAAUAUUAAAAGUUACUUGAAAAUUA
Messenger RNA from Centruroides sculpturatus (bark scorpion), 906 nucleotides. It is a transcript of the gene Prosbeta7, whose product is annotated as proteasome subunit beta type-4-like. NCBI's taxonomy places the organism in Eukaryota, Metazoa, Arthropoda, Arachnida, Scorpiones, Buthidae. Gene Ontology annotation, cellular component: proteasome core complex. The coding region runs from base 40 to 801 and encodes 253 amino acids. The transcript has a single exon. The record is from RefSeq and is a predicted model, not a curated record.